This is a messenger RNA of Acanthosepion pharaonis, 2166 nucleotides long. NCBI's taxonomy places the organism in Eukaryota, Metazoa, Mollusca, Cephalopoda, Sepiida, Sepiidae. The record is from the annotation of a GenBank genome assembly.
AUGAACAACAAGGCUCCAACUGUUAAUGGCAGAUUUACUUUCUCUAUUUUGGAAGGACAACCAAAAGGAACCUUAGUUGGAUGCAUACACGUUUCAGACCCUGACGGAGAUGACUUAAUUUAUUCAACAAACAGUACAGAUUUUUCUGUCAAUUCUACAACUGGUGAGCUAAAAAGUCAAACUGUGUUUGACUUUGAGAAGAACAACCAAUACAACAUUCUUGUCGAAGUUACAGACAAAAUUCACAAAGCAAAUAUAAUGGUAACAAUUAAUGUGAUCGAUGUAAAUGACCAUAAUCCUCAGUUUUCUCAAAAUGAAUACAAAGUAAACCUCACAGAUUUCAAAAAUGGAGCAACAGUUACCCAGGUGUCAGCAAAUGAUGAUGAUCCGCAAGAUCAUAUAGUGUACAGUCUCAAAGGGGAUUCUCACUUUAAGAUUCAUCCAAAAGGGACAAUUGUUCUGACAAGAAACCUUGAUUGGAAAACAAAAGAGGAUUCUAUCACACUUAUGGCCACUGCUACUGACCUAAAAAACAGCUCGACCUCAGUACUUGUGUCACUUUCCCUUAUAAAACCACUGGAAUUUGCAAGAAGUAAUUUUACCACAUCAAUAUCAGAGGCCGCUCCAACUGGAACCAUUGUUUUUAAGGGAAUUGUUCGAACACGAAUGCCCUUGAUUUGGCAUCACCAGAAUAAUAAAAUCCCAAUAACAGUUGUGGUGCAUGAUUCUGACAACAAAAGUAAUCAAACAGAAGAACAUAUUACUGUAGAAGUCAUUGAUGUUAAUGACCAUGUUCCAGAAUUUUCUCAGAAGUCCUACAAAUUCCAGAUAGCAGAAAAUGUUGCAAAGACAUUUAAUAUUCAAGCAACUGAUAUGGAUGGUGGGAAAAAUGCCCAUGUAACCUACAGUUUCUUCCCUUCACAACCACAAGUUGUCAAAGGAAGUAUUUUACUAAAUGCAACAACAGGCACCUUGUCUAUCUCUUCCUUAGACAGAGAAGACAAAGUCGAAUAUACAUUCGACAUUAUGGCUAAAGAUGGAGGUAAUCCUCCCAUGAAUUCUACUACCAAAGUGACUGUUGAAGUACUGGACGUUAAUGAUAAUGCACCUGUGUUUACAAAAGCUGAAUACAAUGCAAAUGUAAAUGAAAACAGUGAACCUCAAAAGAUCCUUACAGUUCAUGCUGAUGAUAAAGAUGCUGGCCUGAAUGGAUUAGUUUUUUAUAAACUCCAAAACAAAUCUGUACCUUUCAUUAUCAACCAAAUCACUGGUGAUAUCUGGUCAAUGAUGGUUCUUGACUUUGAAAAGAAUCCAAUGUACAAAUUUCAAAUUCUGGCCACUGAUCAAAGCAGCAAUCCAAAGACAUCAUCCUGUUCUGUCACCAUCAAUGUCUUGGACAUUUGUGAUGAAGUUCCUCAAUUGACUACCGUCAUUUCUCUUUCCAAAGAUAAAAUUGUAGGAACUUCUGUCUUUUCACUAAAGAGCUCAGAGAAUGGUACAAAUUACAACAUUUCUGCUGAACAUGAUAUUGUUGACAUAAAUAAGAAAACUGGAAAUGUGUUUACCAGUUCCAAAAUUCCAAAUACUGCCACCAACUAUCACAUGACAGUGACUGCUUGGAGCCAGUGUCACCUGCCUGUGCUUACCGAAUUUGAAAUCAAACCAGAAGAUCCUAUCCUCAAAACCGAUGAGAAAGAACUUAAAGCUGAACUAACAGAGAAUCACUGCUCGAACCAAAGCAUGUUUAACCUGUCAGGUCUUCCAGAGUUUCAAGGAAAGGAUGUUAGCUUUAAUUUGAGGACAUUCAAUGAAUUUUUCAAAAUUGAAAAUGGACAAAUUUAUUGUCAGGUUGCAGUGGACCGGGAGAAGUAUUCACAAUUUGAGUUAUUGAUAGAAGUCUCUUACAAAUACAAACCAAUCGCAUAUACUGCAGAUGAGACACUGAAAGUUGUUGUGACAGUCUCAGAUGUCAAUGAUAAUCAACCUCAAUUCCAGACCCCCAGCCUUUUCUACAGCAUUCCAUCCACUGCUCAGUUCUUCUACCAAGUAGGAAAAAUAAAGGUCAUUGAUAAAGAUGAUGGGGAAAAUGGAGCCUCCCGCUUUAGCCUCAGUAAAGAUGAUAAAGAUUUGUUUUAUAUAAACCCGUCAUCAGAUCUCCAUAUAUGA